AUUGGCUGCCGUGCCAACACAGAGGAGGGACAGGCCUUAGAUCCUCUAUAAUAACGGCCCUUUCCUUUUUUGAAACUUUUCAUCAAACUCUUAUGAGGGCAUACAUCACAGCUGAGCCGCAUCUUCAUCACAUCAGUUUUGGGAAGUGGCUGGAUCCAAACUCCUCUGAUUUCCAAAACCACCCAGCUCACUUUGUUGGAUAACUCUCCUUGGUGAAAGGGAUCCUUGGUGUGAAUGCAACCAACACAGAGGGCUUCCUCCUUCAAAAGGACUGGAAGGUAACUGAAUAUUGUCAGGGCAGACAAUUAUCCCAGGGUUGUUAUGCCUGCAGGAUAUUCUUUUUUAACAGGCUGUAUAUAUUUUAAGUGUCCUAUCCUUUACAAAUAUCUAAUAUUGUGGCUUGGGAUGGAGGAGAAAUAUGAUUCAAUUUGCACUUAAAGGUGAACCUUUCCCAAACAAUACAUGGACUGAAACACUACCAUCCUUCAAAAUUUGCACUUCUCUGAAUUUUGCAGUGCAGUUAUCCAGCCAAGUAAUGUGUACCAAGAUGGUAAAGUUUUCAUUAAAAUAUAUAUAGUCAUGAAAGUACUCAAAUUAGCGAAACUGCUUUGCAAUAAUAACAAUAUUAGGUUAAAUGAGGAGAAAUUUGCACCCAAAUGCUGAUGAAUUUUCAUGAGGACUUGUAUGAACAAAUUCACAAACUAUACGGCAAUGCGGAGAAGAAAAAAUGUGGGAUGGGAAACUGAAAUUGAUACAUUCUCCAGUCCUAAUUAUGGAUGGAGUUUGACAGUGUGUCUAUUCAGGUGGCUGAACAAAACAAUCUGUAAUUGGGGGGGGGUUAAAAAAAGAGCUUUUCGAAACAAAGGCCUACUGCCAAUAUGCUUUAAAAAUGAAUGGGGGUUCUGUGUGAAUUGGGAAUGGUGGAGAAAUUGGUUCAGUUCUCAUUUUAAUGCAAGCUUUCCAAUUUUUCACUUUCCAGUAUAAAAUGCAAACUGCAGCAUAGCUAUCCUUCAAAAUAUAUACUCCUCCAAUUUUUGUGGUGCAAUUAUCUCACAAAAGAAAAUGUGUGCAAGGAGUGUGUGAGGGAGAGGGGAUGAGGGAGAGAGAGAGAAAUUCAAAACCAUGUUAUAUUCUAUAUAUGUAUGUAUGUAUGUAUGUAUGUUGUGGAAAUGCAGCAAAUCAUACUGUGCUGAAUAUUAGAAAAUUAAAAGACUAAGAGAAACAAAAAUUGGCAGAUUUGUACAUUCCUAGCAGCACUUUUGUAGGAAAAAUAUGGUAUGCAUCCCUGUUUAAUGUAUAUAUACAAACAUACAUACAUACAUACAUACAUACAUGGCAAGGAGCAGUAACUCACAGUAUGAGCAGCACCGCAGGUUCAGUCCCAAGCAUCAGUGAUCCUGUCAACAGGGAGGACCAUAGUUCAGUAGCAGAGCAUCUGCUUUGCAUGCAGAAGGUCCCCAGUGCCUUUAAGUAGGGCUUGGGAAUGUUCUCAGCUUGGAACCAUGGAGAGAUGCUGCCUGCCUGUAUGGGCAAUGCCUAGAUCAUGGGUAGGCAAACUAAGGCCCGGGGGCCAGAUCUAGCCUAAUUGCCUUCUAAAUCCGGCCCACAGACGGUCUGGGAUUCAGCGUGUUUUUACAUGAGUAGAAUGUGUCCUUUUAUUUAAAAUGCAUCUCUGGGUUAUUUGUGGGGCAUAGGAAUUCGUUAAUAUUUUUUUUCCUCCAAAAUAUAAUCUGGCCCCCCACAAGGUCUGUGGGACAGUGGACCGGCCCCACUGAAAAAGUUUGCCAACCCCUGGCCUAGAUGGACUGAAUAUUAAUAAAUAAAUAAAAAGCUGGUCACUGGUUGUCCAACAGACAUUUUAACUGAACUUUGAUUUCAUAGUUUUAGCACACUUUUCUUUCCAAUGAGCUUCUUAUACACCACUUAGAGAUGAUUGCAAUUAAGUGGUUUAUAAAAUAUUUAAAUAAAUAAAUUACAGGCAGUUUCAGUGAACUGAAAAUUACCCUUGUAGAUUUAUGCAGAUGCACAGUCUCUUCUAUGCCAAAGACACCUGAAACUUCAGUUAAGUCAUAGAUAGAUAGAUAGAUAGAUAGACAGACAGACCUCUUUUUCUUUUUUGCUUUUUCGGGUUGUGUCUCUCAUUUUCAUGGUAGCUAAAAAAAGGAGACAGAAUUUUUGUCUCUUCCAGUUCCCUAAGUCUUUUUCACACCCUAAAGCAGGGAUGGGGAACAUAUGACUCUCUGAGGUUUGGUUGGGCUACAACUCCCAUCACUCCUGACCAUCAGCCAUACUGACUGGGGCUGAUGGCACUUGGAGUCAAACGGUGAUGAAUAAAUAAAUAAAUGCUCAGAUGAUAGAGCAUGAGACUCUUAAUCUUAGAGUCAUGGGUUUGAAUGCCACAUUGGGUGGAAGAUUCCUGCAUUGCAGGGGGUUGGACUAGUUGAACCUCUUGGUUCCUUCCAGCUCUACAAUUCUAUUAUUUUAUGAACAUCUGGAAGGACACAGCCCUAUAUGAACAAUAAUAUGAUCUCUAUCCCAGUCGUAUAUGAACAGUAGUCAGUCCCAGGGAAAUUCAUGCAGAGUAACUGUUCAAUAUCACUGUUUCUCUCCUCUUCUGUAACUCAGAGAACUCAUCCUUAUCUUCCUUCCACAGGCAAGAUCAGGGAAGAUCUUUAGCUCCGGGUCCCACCAACAGACUCAAAACUUUGGCUGAGCUUUAAGGUUUCCAUCACAAUGGGCAGGUUUUCUACUUUACCUGUUCUGGCCUAUUGCCUGGCCUGCCUCAUCCUGAGAGUCUCCAGUCAGACAGCCGUGAGCUUCAGGAAUACCCCCAUCCCCUUUGAGGUUCUGGAUCAAGAUAAAGCUUACAGUCUCAUUCAGCCUGGAAUAUUUACAAACUCCAGAGCCACCGCCAACCAUUCAGGCAACCUUAUUGGAGAUGCCAUCACAGAGGGCCCACAACUGUCAGUCAUGUGUGCUAAGCCGACAGAAAUCCGACAGGCCUUCAAGUACAUUAACACGUUUGUGUCUUGCACUAUCUUCAUUGUGGGCAUCAUUGGGAAUUCCACCCUCCUGAGGAUCAUCUACAAGAACAAAUGCAUGAGGAAUGGGCCUAACGUCCUCAUUGCUAGCCUGGCUCUUGGGGAUCUGCUCUACAUUCUCAUUGCCUUGCCCAUCAAUGUAUAUAAGGUAAGGCCUCUCUUGGCCAGGGUUGGGAAAGAGGAAGAAAACACCCAAGUUUGGAUGAGUUUAUUACAUCACUGCAAUGCAGUGCCUGGGGAAUCAAGACUCUUCAGCAAUAAACAGUGACUACGAGUUAGGUGACUGCCAUAUAUACUAGGUUGAAGAUGGGACCUGUCCAGACAUUCCAAUCCCUUGUGCAAGGAGGGUGAGUGGGAGAUGAGGCCCAUCAUUCCCAUUCUUGUUAGCCUCCACAACUUGGAAUAAUAAUAAUAAUAAUAAUAAUAAUAAUAAUAAUAAUUCAUUACUUAUACCCCACCCAUCAGGCCAGGCCUCCCCAGCCACUCUGGGUGGAUAUUAAAAAUACAAUAAAACAUCAAACACUAAAAACUUCCCUAAAUAGGGCUGCCUUCAGAUGUGUUCUAAAAGUCAUAUAGUUGUUUAUUUCCUUGACAUCUGGUGGGAGGGCAUUCCACAGGGCGGGCGCCACUACUGAGAAGGCCCUUUGCUUGGUUCCCUGUAACCCUUCUUGCAGUGAGGGAACCGCCAGAAGGCCCUUGGCGCUGGACCUCAGUGUCCAGGCUGAACGAUGGGGGUGGAGACACUCCUUCAGGUAUACAGGACCGAGGCCAUUUAGGGCUUUAAAGGUCAACACCAACACUUUGAAUUGUGCUCGGAAACGUACUGGGAAUCAAUGUAGGUCUUUCAGGACUGGUGUAAUAUGGUCUCGGCAGCUACUCCCACUUGCCAGUCUAGCUGCCGCAUUCUGGAUUAAUUGUAGUUUCCGGGUCACCUUAAAAGGUAGCCCCAUGUAGAGAGGAUAACUUCUGAUACAGGAAGACUUUUCUGUUCCUGAGGGUCACCCUGCAGAUUCGAAAACCUGGAUCUCAUGGUGUUCUAGGUUGCACAAGGAAAUCCUCCAUGAGCAGAACAGGUUGUUUGCUAUAUAUGUUUGCCUCCCUGAUCAUGAAUCACAGUUGGUGCAAGGGCCAGAGCAAGCACACUCAUCCCCACUCUAUGUGACCUAAUUGUGAGGGUUAUUAGAACACCAUAUUAGGGGUAGCAUGCAACACUAAAAAGAUGCUUCUCUUUUGGGUAACAUGAGGGAUAGGGAAGAAAUCUGAUUUGGCUCACUUUUUAAGGUGAACCUACCUAAUUAACACUUUCUGAAACUGUAACACAGGCAUCCUUAGGAAUGCUCCAAAUUUAGCAGUGCAGUUCUCCAGUCCAACAGUGUGUCUAAGAAUGCAUAUACUAGAAUAAAGCAUGCAUGAAAAAGCACAUGUUGUGCAAAAUAACAUUUUUUUAAAAAAAAAAUAUUUGAGGACAUUGUAAAAAAUGUGUAUGCUAAUCAAAACUGUGUAUAUAUGAGCAGAAAUUUGCACUGAAAUGCUGAUGAAUUUUCAUGACUCCCCCCCCCCCCAAUAACAAACUUAUGUGGAAAUUUGGAGAACUGCAGAUACGAUUGGAAAAACAAACUGAGAGAAACCAAAAUUGGAAGAUAUGCCCAUCUGUACCCUCAUAUUAUGUAAAUUUGUGUCCUCUUUUCUUAUGAGCUAUAAGUGCUUGCCGCAAGUUGGGGAAGACACAAGCACAGCAGUUUUUUUUCUGUUUUGAGAGUAAUUUAUUUGGGGGAACAUUUAGACACUGGAUAACUCCCCUUUUCUCUGAAAUGGUAUAGAGUGACCAUUAACAGAUAAGUGAAGUCAUGUACACAUUGCCAUUUAAAGAGGACUUUCCUUGCCCCACCCCUUAAUAUGACUAAUAAGUCCAGAGCAGGGCUUCUCAAACUUGGGUCUCCAGCUGUUUUUGGACUACAAUUCCCAUCAUCCCUGGCUACUCAUCCUGCUGGCUAGGGAUGGUGGGAAUUGUAGUCCACAAACAGCUAGAGACACAAGUUUAGGAAACCCCAGUCCAGAAUCCAAAAUUCCCUACUGCACCAUGGUGCAGAGAUGGGCGGUUCAGAAGCAUUUAGGAAAGCUUGGUGUUUAUUUCCAAGCAGAAGCAUCCCUCUUUGAACUCCUUUCUUAGCCCGGCAGCUGAGGACACAAUCAAGCUACUGUUUUGCAUCUGAGAGCCAGAAGUUGGUCAGAUGUCAGAGAAGCAGCAAAACUCAGCUUUCGCAUGAACUCAGCUGGGAAGCCUCCAGUGCAAAAUAUUUCUGUGAGAUGUAACUGUUUGUGCAGGCUGACUUGGAUAUUUCAAGUUGUUUUGGAUGUUAGCCAAGGCACCUCCUGAUUACAAUUAAUCAGGAGGUGCCUUGGUGAGGAGCCAAAACAGUUGUGGACACAUGGGAUGUGAGUGUAGGGUCUCCUUCAUGGGGACUUUGUUUUGAAAGGGCUGCUACUCCUGCUUGCCUUCUCUGAAAUUGGUACAGCAGCAACGGCAUAUACAAUCUGACCUUUGGUUCAUCUUGCUUAGUAUUGUCUACAAUGACUGGCAGGAUCCUUCCAGGGGUUCAGGCAGGAGUCUCUCCCAACCCUGCCUGAACAUGUCAGGGGUUGAACCUGCGGCCUUCUGCUUGCAAGGCGGAUGCUGUAACCACUAAGCUAUGGGCCUUCCCAAGAACUGCCCUCCUCUCUAUUUCUAGAUGCAAAGGUCUUUGUACAUACCUUGACUGACAGAGAGAAGGAACAGAAAGUUGAACAAAAUCUUCCCUACGUUAAGAAGAAAGGAGUGGUUUUAUGAAAGAGAAAAGAUGAGAUUAAGUUAGAUCUUUAAUUUCUCUGCCAAUUUCCCAUGAAGGAGAUGGAAGCAGUUCACAAUACAGUGGUACCUCGGGUUAAGAACUUAAUUCGUUCCAGAGGUCCGUUCUUAACAUGAAACUUUUCUUAACCUGAGGUAUCACUUUAGCUAAUGGGGCUUCCCGCUGCCGCCGCGCCGCUGCCCCACGAUUUCUGUUCUCAUCCUGAAGCAAAGUUCUUAACCCGAGGUACUAUUUCUGGGUUAGCAGAGUCUGUAACCUGAAGCAUCUGUAACCUGAAGCGUCUGUAACCCCAGUUACCACUGUAUACAAAAUAGAAGCAGCAAUCAUGAAUGCAAUUGUAGAUUGAAUUAACUGAAGCAUAGCGUCCAGAUCACAGGAAGUAAGAGUUCAGACUUAGUUCUGCAUUUUUUAUGCAGCCUAGGGAUAAGUAAAUCUUUUUCACUUUCUCUCUGUUUCUUACUUUUUCAGUUUUCCAGUCUUAAAUUCAGUUCAGAUGAAUUUCUUCAUCAGUCUGCAAUUUAUUUAUUUUUAAAAGAACAAUCUUCAAGGAAAUUCAUCAGCGGUUCUCCUAAAAUACACCCCCCCCCAAAAAAAAACCCAUAAUGCAUUUUUGUAUGCUAUUUUCACUAACAAUCAAUUCUAUUGUUUUUAUGGAUCACUGUUGUGAUGCCAUGAUGCCAAAAGUUUUUUAUGCCCCCCAGGCCUGGCCCCAUUUUAUUUAUUUUUUAUUUUUCACUUUUUAAAAUAGUGUUUUUUAGAGGCUGCUUCCAUAGGCCCCCUGCUGUGAUACUGUGCUGCCACAGGGGUUUUGUGCCAUGUGUCCAUUUUUAAAAUAAAAAUAGCAAUUAAAAAAAUUCAAAAUUAUUUUUAAUUAAUUAUUUUUUUAAAUAUGCAUUUACUGCCCACUCUGAGAAGUAGCCCGCUGUGAUGAUGCAAGGUCUUUGUGCCCUCAAACCAGCCCUAAUUUUUCUCCAUUUGAAAAUAACGGUGAUGGUCAUGGUCAUAAUUUUACUGACCACUCCCAUAGAUCCUCCUGAGAUUCAGUGGUGCCAAGUGUGCUAUGUGACCCCUCCAAGAUGAGCAUUAGCUCUCUGAAAUAUACUCGGAGUUGAGAGUGGAUUUCAUGCACUUUAUUCAGCUUAUAGUGGUGAGGAGGAAUGGAAGUUCCCCCAGAAUGUCUGCUUUAUAUACAUUAUUUGCACAAUGAGCCCCACGUGAUCGGCUAAUUCUGGGAUUCUCCUGUAGGCCAAUCAGGUUGCGGAUUCACUUCCACCUGGAGCGUGACCUUGGGUGGCUCCUGUGGACCAAGCAGACUGCUGCAUUCUGGAUCCUAUUGUUCAAGGACCAAUCAGACUGCUGCAUUCUGGAUCCUAUUGUUCUAGGACCAAUCAGACUGCUGUGUUUUGGAUCCUAUUCAACUCAGUACAUAACACUCUCCAUGGUUUCAGAUGGGAAAUGGACAUAUUUCAGUAGCAGAGCAUCUGCUCUGCAUGCAGAAGUCUCCAGGUACAAUCCUUAGCUUUUGCACGUAGCGCUGGGAGAGACUCCAUCCCAAAACCCUGGAGUACUGACAGUCAGUGUAGACAAUACUGAACUGGAUGGGCUAACUGCCUGACUUGGUAUAAGGCAGCUUACUCUAUUUUAGGUGGGAGUCUUUUCCAGCUUUGCUAGGAGAUAAUGGAGACUGAAGUUAAUGCCUUCUUCGUGCAAAGCAUGCACCCUGCCCCUAAGCUCCUGCUGCUACUCAAAGCCCCUGUCUUGCAAGCAACCAGAGUCUGCCUCCUUUCCGUACACCCAUGUACACCCAUGUACAGCCUGCAUGGGCUGGGUGUCGGGAGCACCUUCUCUGACCUUCCGAUCACAGGAACGUAGGAACAUCAACACAGCAUUCCCAAGGAAUAGGUCCUGGUGCAGUGGACUCACAUUUGAUCACGUGAGCACCUGAAACGCAGCAGAAUAACGGAAGCAAAGCUGUGGAGAUAUUGUUGCAUACCUAAUUUAUUUCUUCUAAUUAAACAAAGAAAAGAACAUAACAAACAUGUACGAGAGAAACAGCUCUCUCAUUCUGCCAUCUUGUCUCUAGACAGGUCAAAGAAAAAGACACACAGUGUAGGGAUGGAAGUCUGGAAGAAUAGCUUCCUCCCCCUCCUUUAGACAGAAAGUAAAACAAACAUGAUCUGGUGAUCCUUGCAAUGGGAGGGAUGAAAACGCUGACACCUCCUCCCUGUACCUGGAAGAUAAGCAAAUGAAUUUUUUGUUUUUCUAGCCCAAGCAAUUUUUUCCUGGAGCAGUCUAAGGGCUAAAGCAAUUCAUGACUGCUACCAUUUCUAUCUUUAAGGGGUGAAAUAAGCAAUGAAUGGGUGGGAAUGAAUGUUUGAAAGCUUUCCGAAGUGCUAUGCACACCAAAAACUAACAUCUCAAGGAUAAAGAUCAGCAGAUCCCUUUCCCUGCCUUGACAUACUAGCUUUCCAUAUGCAGGAAGGGUUUUGUUAUGCACUGAAGUUCUCACCCUGGGCCAGCAGGGGGAUACUGUAGAUAGUUUUCACUCAGAUCCACAUAUGCAAAUAAGGAAUUGAAAGUGACGUUCAGUGAUUGGAUAGUUACAGAAAGUUGUUACUGUUGCUUUCUAGUGGAGCUCUAUAUAAGCAGGUUGGCUGAACCCUUCAGUCCAGUUCUGUUCUGGCCUGUGAAUAAACAAGAGCUGUUUGAAGAAUUGCUGUGUUGUCUGAUAUGUUCACCCACAACUUAACAGGUUUAUUAUUAUUAUUAUUAUUCUGGUCCCAUCUGCACUAAACAUAUAAAGCAGCAUCAUGCAACUUUAAACAGCCAUAGCUUCCCUCCAAAGCAUCCUGGGAAGUGUAGUGCUGAGAGCUGUUGGGAGAACCCAUUCUCUGCAAAAGCCUGCAGUUCCCAGAGUGCCCUAGAGAACAGGAUUGAUUGUUAAACCACUGGGAAUUGUUGUUCUGGGAGGGGAACAGGGGGUCCUGUAACAGCUCUCUUUGCCCUUAAUAAACUACAAUUCCCAGGAUGCUUGGGGGGGGGGGGGAACAAUGACUGCUGAAAUAGUAUCUUAGCCCUUUAAAUGUAUGGUGCAGAUGGAGCCUGUCAUACCCAUUAGACCCAUUGAAAUGGACUGAGGACCAUUUAUUUCAGUGGGUCUACUCUAUGACUAAUGUUGGCUAUCACCUAUGGUCCGAGAAUGGCUAAUUUUAACUGUUUCCCAUGGCUUAGAACUUCAAGCUGAGUUACUCAUGGAAGUUCAUUCCUGCACCAAAGCUCAAAGUCUUAAUAGGUUGUGUAUGACAACUGUUCUAUAAACUGGACAAGUUGUUCAGGACCUAACACAAAGAGGAAAUCUCAUUCUGGUUGUUGAAUGGAAUAUCCUAACUGUUACGCAAUUUAUUUCAUUAAUCCAUAUUUUAUUAUUUGUCGUAUCCGUGUAAUCCAAUAUUUAGCGUGAACUGAAACAAAACUUCCCAGUCUAAUUCAAAGUAAACCAGUCUGGUAAUCAAAUUUCCAAGACAGCUGAUUCACUGAUUUAAGAGCUUUUUAAAAAAGGAAAGAGGAACUUCCUCAGCCAGCAAAUCAUUUCUGAACAUGUAAGGAGAGCUUUCAUAAAUUCUUCUAACAGUUUUCAAAACUGAGAUGUUUUACCUUUAUAACUAUUUUGUUUCCAAAGUUCAUUCAUCUAAUGAUCAGAAAUUAUUUUCUGCUUUUCAGCUGACAUUCUUCAAAAUACAGCUGACUGAUAUUUUACAUAUUUUUUACAUGAGCAGAACACUUGCAUUUCAUACAAGAACUUGCAGAUUUAUUUUUUUCUAGGGAAGAGACUACACAUAGCCAGAAUGGUAUUGUUGGACUCAUAGGGACUCAUAGGGAUGCGGGUGGCGCUGUGGUCUAAACCACUGAGCCUCUUGGACAUGUUGAUUGGAAGGUCGGCGGUUUGAAUCCCCACAGCGGAGUGAACUCCCGUUGCUCUUUCCCAGCUCCUGCCAACCUAGCAGUUUGAAAGCAUGCCAGUGCAAGUAGAUAAAUAGGUACCUCUGUGGCGGGAAGGUAAAUGGCAUGUCCAUGCGCUCUGGCUUCCGUCACGGUGUCCCGUUGCACCAGAAGUGGUUUAGUCAUGCUGGCCACAUGACCUAGAAAGCUGUCUGUGGACAAACACCGGCUCCCUCGGCCUGAAAGCGAGAUGAGCGCUGCAACCCCAUAGUCACCUUUGCCUGGACUUAACCGUCCAGGGGUCCUUUACCUUUUAUCCAUCCUUAGUUGGACUCAGUAGUGACUGAUGCCCAUUGUGACUGGUCCUCCACAGUCCCUCCCCCCAUUCACUACUGCCUGUGGCACUUCAGAUGUGAUUGGGCUCUGACUCUCAUCAGCCAGAGCUACAGCAGCCAAUGGUAAGGCACACUAGAAGCUGCAAUGAAGAAAUAUCUAGAGGGCCACAGAUUCCCCGUCUGUAAACUAGAUAAACCAAUUGUCUGACUCUGUAUGAGGCCUUUUUAUAUGUUCAUUAAAGUGAUCUUGUACAGAGCAGUUGCUGCACCACUGAGGCCCCCAUGUUUGCUACUAGGGCGAGGGGAAGUUUAGCAUUUUUGUGUAGCAUUUUGUUGUUGGCUAGCUUUGAAUGGAUGGGCAUCAAUUCAGCCUAGAACACCUACACAACAGAAAAAGGUGAUACAAUGGUGAAAGUGAAGAAUGGGACUGUAGACUACAACCAAGGAACAUUUUUGAAUAUUAAAAAGUACUCCGGGCAACCAGAAAGCCGGGGGUGGGCACCAAAUUGUCAAAGGCUGAUGCCCCUACACAUGCAAAGAAAUGAGUACAAAGUUAUAAGAAUCCAGUUCUCCACUGAGAUGGCAUGCUGAUGAUGUGCUUCCUCUCUUUCAGCUGCUUGCAGAAGACUGGCCUUUUGGUGUGCAGGUGUGCAAAUUGGUGCCUUUCAUUCAGAAGGCCUCCGUUGGCAUCACAGUCCUCAGCCUCUGUGCUCUCAGCAUAGACAGGUAACAGACCACCUUUGUUGCCUCCUGUCAAGCCAUUCACUUAGCCAGCCCUACCUAUGCAAUUCAUUGACCCUCUUCAGUCUUCCCUGAAGACUGUGGUGGAUAAUCUUUUCCGCCCAGUGGAGCUACACUGUCUUUAGAGGAGGAAUGUGGUCCUGCAGAUGUUGCUGGGCUGAAACUUCCACCUUCAACUCCCCUGCUGUAUUUUCUCCAUGCAGUGUGUGGGAGUUUUCAGAUGUGAGCAAAAGAUUCCUGUGCAGCAGGGAGGUUGGACUAGAUGACUCUUGUGGUCCCUCCCAACUCUACAGUUCUAUGAUUCCAUGAUUCCAUUUGCUUUUUCUUGGGCUGCUCAUGGCAGGUAUAGAGCUGUGGCCUCUUGGAGCCGUAUUCAAGGGAUUGGCAUCCCCAUGUGGAAGGCUGUUGAGGUGACCCUAAUCUGGGCAGUGGCGAUCAUCCUAGCUGUCCCUGAAGCCAUUGCUUUUGACUUGGUGGAACUGAAUUACCGUGAACAGACGCACUGGGUCUGCAUGCUGGCCGCUGAACAGAAAUCCAGCUUCAUGACGGUAUGUUCUCUCUUGUUCAGCCAGAUGAUUUGAACAACCAAGGGAAGGGAUGGACCAGUCUGUCAAUUACAGCUUCUCAUUUCCCCUAUUUUAAAUUCAGCUCCCCACAUUUCUGCAUCAGCCUGUGAAUUCUUAUUUUUUAAAACAGUUCUCAUAGAAAUUCACCAGCUUUUUUUUGGUGCAAUUUCCCCCUUGUUUACACAUUUUUAUAUGCAAUUUUCCCUAAUACAAAUAUUGUUGCAUAUCAGGGGGAUUGAGGUUGGAUUAGAUUACCCUUGUGGGCCCUCCCAACUCUACAACCCUAUGAUUCCAUGAUUGUGGUUUGGUUUUUUCCUGGGCUGGUCAUGGCAGGUACCAAGCUGCAUUUUUUGUAUGCUAUUUUCACAAAUGUGUACAUUUACACACACACUUUAGUUUAUGAAUUUAUUUAUUAUUUUACACAUUAUUUGGAUGGAGAACUGCAUUCCUAAAAUUUGGACCAUUGGGAAUUUUGAACAAUGGCUGUGUUUUGCAUAUUGCUUCGGAAAAUGUGACUUGUGUAAAUUUGCCAUUAAAUGCAAACUGAAUCAAAGCGUGUAUUCUUAUGUUAAAAGUGUGCCCCAAAUGCAUACAAUGAGAUGAUUCCAUUUGCUUUUUCCUGGGCUGCUCAUGGCAGGUAUAGUGCUAUGGCCUCUUUGAGUCGGAUCCAAGGGAAUGCAUACAAUGCGUACAAUGAGAUGGAGCAGGGCAGAAUAGCAUGCAGUUAACAUAACAUAAGAACAUAAGAAUAGCACUUGAUUUCUUGGAGAAAUCAGGCCAAAGGAGCCCCAUUUGGUCCAGCCUCCUUUUCUCACAGUGGCCAGCCAAAUGUGCACAAGAUGCCCGAAAGCAGAACCUGAGCACAACAGCACCCUCCCCUCCUGCAGCUCCUAGCAACUAGUAUUCAGAAGCAUUACUGCCUCUGACAUUGGAGGCAGAGUAUAGUCAUCAUAGCUAGUACCCAUUGAUAGCCAAUGGGAUGCAAUGGCACAUCAUGGGAGGGAAGGGGGUGGAACAGCUCAGCAACUGAAUGCCAGUGAAACCAGAACAUGGUGGAAUCAAAGGCUCAGUCCAUCUCUGGUCUUCAUGUGUUCCACAGGUGGCAUAGGGACAGAAGUCCCCAAGGCAAUCCCACCCUCCACACAACAGCUAACAGCUCCCUUGGAGAGGCAGCUGCUUUCAUACCUUCCUUCCCUUCCAUCUGCAGUUCUACAAGGAUGUGAAAGAUUGGUGGCUUUUUGGCUUCUACUUCUGCCUGCCUCUGGCCUGCACUGGCGUCUUCUAUUCCCUCAUGUCAUGUGAGAUGCUGAGCAAGAGGAAUGGCAUGAGGAUAGCACUCAACGACCACAUGAAACGGGUGAGGUCCCCCAACCAAGGCUCAAGGGAACAAACCCUGUUCCUUAGCUUAGAUGCAAGGAAUGAUGUCAGGCCACCAGACCACAUGGCCAGGCUUUGCCUGCUCUGUCUGGCAGUGGCUUUCAUAAGAAAAUAAGAAGAGCUGUGGUAGAUCAGGCCAAAGGCCAAUCUGGUGUUGUCACAUGGGUCAACCAGGUGCCUAUGGAAAGCUCAUAAGCAGGAACUGAGUGCAAGGUGCCCAGAAGAUGUCCUGCUAACUGAAAACUCUUUCAUUGCAAUAGGGAGCCUGUGACUCUAUGGGCGUGUUUGGGCUCCACUGCCCAUCGUCUGUCCUCAUUGCCUGUAUCUGGGGUAGAGGGAGUUUAACAAUAUCUGGAGAGCCACAGCUGGAGAUGCCAGGGAAUGAACAUCUGAAUGAAUAGUGGCCUGUCCUCUGAAUUUUAGUAGUAUGCUCUGAUACAGAGGUGGGCUUUCUGGUUGGACAGCCUGUCUCCCUCAUGCAACUGGUGAAAUAUGAACAUCCUUCCCUUGAUUCCAUUCCUGGCAUGCAGGACUCCGGGGGUGUUCUGGAUAUUCCCUAAUACCAGGGAAUUGAUGGUAUUUACUGAUGUCUUUACCAUAUUAUACACAUGCUCAAGUCAUCUUUGCCUUUUAUUGCUCCUUCAUUCAUUAACUUCAAUGACUGGACUGCUGGUAUUCCAGCGCCGGGAAGUGGCCAAGACAGUGUUCUGCCUUGUGGUGAUAUUCGCCCUCUGCUGGCUACCUCUCCAUCUCAGCAGGAUCCUUAAGAAGACCAUUUAUAGUCAACAAGACGCUGAUAGGUGUGAACUGCUUAGGUAAGCUCAAUAUCAGAAGCUCCUUAUUUUCUUCUUGGUGGUGGAAGAGAUCUCUACCCUCCCUGAAAUUAAAGAGGCCAUUUCCAGUGUUAGAAAUACAGGGAGCCACUUCAUACUGAUUUGGACCACUGGUUCAUCUAACUCAGUAUUGUCCACAUUACUCUUAACUAAAAGCAAGAUGUAUGGGUGGUCCAUACGGUGAUAUGGUGUAAGGGGUGAAGGAAUGCAAGAGGUAUAAGGGGAUCCUCCAACAUAUAGGGCUUUCAGACUUACUCAUGAGCUGUUGAUAAUGCAUUUUGAUCACUGAGAUUUCCAGGCAAGACCAGUGCCAAACAUUGGCAUUGCUGGGUACCUUAUGCUGGCCCAGACCUCUGCUGGCAACCCACUGCCAAACUGGAGACUCCCAGGGCACAGGAAGUUGCCUUUAUACCAAGUCAUACUAUUUGCCCAUUUAAUCCAGCACUGCCAACUCUGGCAGGCAGCAGCUCUACCGAGUACCAAACAGAGGUCUUUACAAUUACCCGCUGAUAAUCUUAAGAGGAAACAACAGGGGGUUGAACCUCACACCAUUGACAUAUGAGGCAUGUGCUGUCAGCCACAGCCCUUUCUACUAAGUUUGCAUGCCAGUGGCCAUAAGAAUUGUCAAAGGAUUGAAACAUGCAGCUGCCAUCAUGCUCCCUUCUGACAGCACUGACUCUCCAUUCUCUUCUCCACUCCAGCUUCCUUCUGGUCAUGGAUUACUUUGGCAUCAAUAUGGCUUCGCUCAACUCCUGCAUCAACCCCGUGGCUCUCUAUUUUGUCAGCCGGAAGUUUAAGAAUUGCUUUCAGGUAGGAUUGGGAUUGUGCUUAUGGAGGUACAGAGGAAAUGCCCAAGUGCCCCAGCCAAGUUGUUACCGGGACAAGGAGGAGAAAACUUUAUUGGGGCUAAUUCUCUCUCUCUAGUGCAGAUGUCAUUAUUGUUAUUGUUAUAUUUUAUUACUGAGCCUUCACCCUAGGGCAGGUUAUGAUCCAAACACAUUAAUAUUAAAACAAAAUACUGCACAAUAUUAUGAACAGAUGUUGCUGAACUACAACUGCCAUCAUCAUAGAUUUCACAGAACUGUAGAGUUGGAUGGGACCCUGAAGGUCAUCUUUUCCAACCCCCUGCAUUGCAGGAAUCCUGCCCAUAACCAUCUCUGGGUGAGCUCAAACCACUAAAAUUCUGAUGAACAGCCAGACGCACUGACCCAUUGUACCACUGUCAUUGACCAUUGUCCCUGGGCAUUGACCAUGCUUGGUGGGACUGGUAGGAGUUGUAGUUCAGUUACAUCUGGAGCGCAAAAGAGUUCCCACACCUGCCAUCUCAAUAUAUUCUUGUUCUUCAAUACAUUUGCACAUGCAGAACAAGUAUCAUCAGAAGUAAACAUUGCCCAAAGACAUUUAAAGUUACCUCUUGGGAUUUUUAUUUGUUUGUUGCAUUUAUGACCUGCCUUUCCAUUUAAAAAAUGUCUAAGGCAAUGAUCAACAAUAAAAUCUGCAAUAAAAUAAUAUAUAACCCUUUUAACAAAUAAGCGCCACAAUUAAUCAGAUGAAAUAUAUUAAAGUGCUGUUGCAGUAGAGGCAGUGAGUGAGAGGAACCCAAAGGACUGAAACUGGCACACAGUUUUCUUAUCACAAUGUUAAUUGAGUCCAAAGGUCAAAAAGCCAGAUUUGCAAUUUUUUCCAACAUCCUGAAAAAAGAUCUCAAGGACAGUACAGAAUGCAAUAUUGUCUCCAUCUUGGCCUGCCCUUGGUAGUGAUGUCCCAGCCUCUCUCUGGGAUGGGGACCUUGGCAGAGCCUUUAUUUAUUCAUUACAUUUUCAGCCCAACCUUUUCUCCUCCCAAAGAGCUCGUGCUGGCAUCUAUGGUUCUCCGACUCCUCAUUUUAUCCUCACAACAACCUUGUGAGGUAAGCUAGACUAAGGAGACAGUGACAGGCCCAAGAUCACCCACUGAGCUUCAUGGCUGAGUGGCUAUUUGAUCCUGGUCCAACACUCUAGCCACCAUACCCUGCAGGUUUGUCAUCUUCCUAGGGCUGUAGUGCAGGGUGGUUCUUCAGAAGCCUUAAACAUCUCUGGUUUCUUUCUCAUAGUCAUGCCUUUGUUGCUGGUGCCAGAGACCAGCUCUUGGCAUUGCACCAACAGAUGACAAGGGCUCUGUUGGGAAGUGGAAAGCCAACGGGCAAGAAUUGGGCCUUGAUCGGAGCAGCUCCCACCUGAAGUACAGCUCUUCGUAGACGAGGGGAUAAAGAAGAGGAGGGUCCACCAGGACUAUGGAGAUGGCCAACCUGAUUUUCCUUGUGGUUCUUCAACUUCUCUGCUUUAUUCUGGAAGGAACUGGCAGUUUCACCACCCAGCCCUUUGAAAAGGUCUUGCUCACCUGAUGUUCCUUAGUCCCUUAUUAGUUCCUUAAUUAAUCCACCCAAUUAAUGAAUCUUUCUCUUUCUAAACAGCAGAAUCCCUCAUAAAAAUAAAUGGCAGGUUGGAGCAGACCAUAGGCGCUUAUAGUCUAGAGGUGGGGAAAUUUGGGCCUCUCUGGCUGGUUGUUGAUGCUCUCCCAUGCUACACACCCCAAUAGCCUUGCUUUGCACCCUCCUUGGCACCUUUUGCCUACUGAGAAUGAGUCCCUGAAUGAACUGUGAUUGCGCUCCUUACCUGCCUGGAAGGAGAGAGAGAUGAGUAGGGGUGAGUGUGUGAAACCUUUUAAACAUGUGUUGCUGGAAAGUAGCCUACUGUACAAAGAUAAGAGUCAAAUUCAUUGUUCUGCCCACUUUUGCUGCCCAUUUGCAUGUGGCCCCUGUAAGGUUGCCUACUGGCGAAUGUGGCCCUUGAGCUGAAAAAGAUUCUGCACCCAAAGAUGCAGUUGAUGUAUUAGGUUCAAAUUUUCCCUGGAUAUCAAAUAAGGGCACAGUUGGAGAGAGGGAGGACAUGGAGAACAGGAAAGCAGAAGGGAUGUGGUUCUGGAAGGGACAGAAGGCUGGAAAGGAACUGGACAAUAUAGCAGAUUCCCUGCUCCCUCUUGCCUAAAGCCCGGUGGGUAGAUCUGUAGCUAGGGAUGGGAGGGAGAGAAAUCUUAUUCAAUUCAUGUUUAAAGCCAAAUCUAUCAAAUUCACAACAUCUGAAGCAGUAUGAGAACCAAAACACAGCUGUCCUUCUGAAUUUGCAUGUGUCCAGAUUCUCCAGUCAGUUCUGCAGCCAAACAAUGUUUACAAAAAUGCAUGUAUCGGGGGGGAAGUGUGCAUAAAAAUUGAAUAUAUUAGUGAAGAUAACAUAAAAAAUGCAUGUGUUAGUCAAAACUGAAGGCAAAAAUGUGUUUAUUAGGCACUAAUACACUGAAGGAAUUUCAUAAGAAUUCUUUUGGAAAAGAUUUUUGCAAAUUGCUGCAUAAAUGUGGGAAACUGAACUUAAGAUGGGGAAAAUGAGAAAGUGAAAGAACUAAAACUGAGAGUUAUUUCCAUCCCUAUCCGUAGCAGAGCAGACUGUGUGGCUACGGAUUGGGGUGAAGUGGUGGUAGAUUUCCUGCUAUGGUCCGUGCCUCUCCUACUUCCCCCUUUCACCCCUAGUCAUUCCUACACUCCCAGGUUUCUAUCUUGCACAUGUGCAGGUAGGGAUGAGGGAGAAAUUUGAUUUCAUUCACAUUUAAAGGCAAACUUACUUGAUUCAUACUUUCUGAAACAGUAGGUGAAUUGAAACUCAGCCCUCCUUCACAAUAUUGGCAAGUCUCUAAAUUUUGCAGCAGUUUUUCACCCACGUUUAAUUUAACACACACCCAUAAACAUGAUAAUAGCAUACAAACAUGUGUUACAUUAAUGGGAAUUGCUUUGCAAAAAAAUGUGUGUAUCAAGCAAGAUUGCUUACAAAUAUGUGUAUAUGAGCAGAAAUUCACAAUGAAAUGCAGAAGAAUUUUCAUGCAGAUUUUUUUUUUAAUGCUAACUGAUAUGUAAAUAGGGAGAACUGAACUUGAGGUUAGAAAAUGUGUUCUUGGACUAUUGUACUGCCUUUUCAAUGGAAGACAGAGUUGCAUGUAUGUAUAGAAAACCUCUGAUUCCAAUAUAGCUGGCUGCAAUCAUUAUCUGUUGCUCCACCCACUUUUGUCUCUGGCCCCACCCACUCCUGGCAUGUAGGCCUUGGAAGGUUAGCCAAGACGGAAUGGGGUCCUAAGGCUGAAAAAGGUUCCUCACAUUCUUCUUCUUCUUUGGCAAUCACUUGUAGCCAAGUAGGACUGUCUUCCAUAAACAAGGUUUUAACAGUGAGUCUGUAAGUGACAGGGGAGGCCAAUUCUGGAUCCACAUGUCCUUCCACAGUGGGGGCAUAGGUUUCCGGGCGGGAGUUGAUCAUAUACACAUGGACAAUACCAAUGCUCCACCUACUGUCACAUCACUUCCAGAAUAUGGGUGGUAUUCAAAUACAGUCGUACCUUGGUUUUCUAACAGAUUAGUUCUCAAAUGUUUUGGCUCCCGAACACCGCAAACCAGUGAUUGUUCUGGUUUGAGAACUAUUUUUGGAAGCUGAACAUCCGACGGGGCUUCCAAUUGGCUGCAGGAGCUUCCUGCAGCCAAUCAGAAGCUGCACUUCGGUUUCUGAAUGUUUUGGAAGUCAAACGGACUUCUGGAACAGAUUCUGUUCAACUUCAAAGGUACCACUGUAUGUUUUAUUCAGAGUGGCUCUAUUGAAAUAAACAUAUGUAAUUUAAUUAUGUCCAUUCAUUUCAAUGGAUCUACUCUGAGUAAAACAUAGUUGAAUGCUGCUCUGCUUAUGUGACAUCACUUCUUGUGAGCUGAAGCCAACAAGAAAGCAAAAUAUGAGAUUGGAAUGGGAAUGCCUCUCCCACUAUAAUGCUUUUGUGAUCCACCAUAGUCAUUUUGUUUCAUCAGCUUCUUUUCACCUCUUCUCCUGGACUACUUGGCUCUGAAGAUAGCUCAGUCUUCUUUAUUUUGGGUUUUGCUACCCUGCUGGUGUUUCAGUGCUUACCUAUGUGAGUGUUUGUGUAGACAGUAGCUUAUCUCUCAUGCAUGUAUAUAUUAUAUAUUGUACAGAAAACCAUGUAAGCUUUCGGACUUCAAUAAGGUAACUGUGAAACAGUUACAGAAUCUAUUCGAUAUUAAGUCUUCAGUCCUAUGCUCACUUAGCAUUUAACUCAGUGGGAUUUGCUUCUGAGUUAUAUAUAAUGAGUUCAUAUAAUCACAGUACAAGUAAACUCUUAAGGGCUGUAUCCAGUGAGGCUGACCCAUAGAAAUUAAUGGACACUGCUAAUUUAGCUCCAGUAAUUUCAGUUGGCCUACUCCAAGUAGGAUUUCGUUGGAUACAUUCCUAAGCUUCUGCUAGACAAGAUAGUGCUGUGAUUUAAGAAUGACAAGCAGCUGUAAUUUGCUACAAUAUGACUGGUUUCCAUUCACAUCAGGUAGCUGUUCAAGGGUACCAAUGAGAUUUGAACCUGUUACAUUUGUGAAUGUGAUCAACUCAUGCGCUGGUGACCAGCACCACACCUGGGCCUCUUUUUCCAAGUAUUUUGAAAAGGAUUUCUUUGCAACAGAAUGAAUGCAUCAUAAUUUUGGGUUGUGACUUUAUUCUGUAGUGUAUGUAGCCGUGAUCUAUAGUAUGCUGAAUUUCAAUUAAAAGUUCAUUGACUGUGCCU
This is a messenger RNA of Podarcis lilfordi (Lilford's wall lizard), 19312 nucleotides long. The record is from the annotation of a GenBank genome assembly. NCBI's taxonomy places the organism in Eukaryota, Metazoa, Chordata, Lepidosauria, Squamata, Lacertidae.